Messenger RNA from Mytilus californianus (California mussel), 2517 nucleotides. RefSeq lists its product as uncharacterized. The transcript has 4 exons. The record is from RefSeq and is a predicted model, not a curated record. The coding region runs from base 141 to 1763 and encodes 540 amino acids. NCBI's taxonomy places the organism in Eukaryota, Metazoa, Mollusca, Bivalvia, Mytilida, Mytilidae.
GAUUAAUUAGCAAACUUCCUGGAUUGAAACUGUAUUGUGGAAAUUUAUAAGUUCUACAAAUUGUGGAAUGAUUGCCAUUUAAUAGAUACACCAAAACUAUAGAUAGCAGGAAUUUUUAUAGUCUAUAUGAUAAAGGCAAAAUGGAAUUUUCUGCUGGCGCAAUUUUUGGUAUUGUAGCUGGUUCUAUAGUUUUCCAAGGAAUGAUAAUAGUUGGAAUAAUAGUAGUGUGUGUGUCAUGUUUAAAUUCAUUUGGAAAAGAAAGACUAGCUGUAUAUCCUUCCUCAGCAACACGGGUUCAAAGAAUUGCUCAAGCCCCAAAUACAAACAACGAAUUACCACAUACAUCUCAAUCGAUGGAAAGGAAUUCUAUAACACAGAAGGCUGCUCCGAUGGAAACAAAUUCCACUACAACAGUAAGUCGAAAGAUAGAAACAGAUGAUCCACCACAGACCUGUCAUGGAAAGGAAGAAAAUAAAACACUGAAGACUGGUCCCAGGGGGGAAACAAAUAACACACCACAAGGUCAUCGAACGGAAACAAAUGAUGAACCACAGACAGAUCAUCGAAAAGAAACAAAUGACAUUCCAGGGCUCACGAUCGAAACAAAUAAUAUACAACAGGCAGAUCCUCCAAUGGAAACAAAUUCCAUGACAGAUCCCGAGACCGAAACAAAUGCUAUAACAAGGACCCUGAAGAAAACAAAUGAUAUCCAACAGGCACGUCCUCCAAUGGAAACAAAUUCAAUGACAGGUCCAGAGAUGCAAAAUAAAUCUAUGAUAGGUCCCCUGAUGGAAACAAAUGAUACACCAAGGACAAGUCCUUCAUUGGAAACAAUUUAUUCAACAAGUCCCCAGAUGGAAACAAAUAAUACACACCAGACAGGUCCUCUGUUGGAAACAGAUUCUAUGACACAAUCCCAGAUGGAAACAAAUGAUACACCACAGACAGGUCCUCUGAAAGAAGAAAAUUCUACAACACUGAUAGUUCCUUGUAUGGAAACAAAUGAUACAAAGAAGACAGCUGUUAAGAUAGAAACAAAUGAUAUAGCUUCUAACACCGAAACAAAUGAUACAGCUUUUAAUAAGGAAACAAAUGGUAUAACCAAGACAUUGUUUUCAUUGCAAAAUAAUGAUAAAACAUCUACCGACCAAUUUACUGAAGAAGAAAGCAAAACAACGGAUUCAAAAUUAACAGCACAUUGCAGUGAAUCAAAUGACACAACACCAAAAACGAAUAUAUUAAAUAAUAAUGCCCAGACAGAUCACCUAAUGCUCACAAGUGAUACAACACAAGAAACGUUUUCGGUGGCUACUCAUGAUAACGGGUCAAUAUCUUCUGUUGAGACAUCGGACAAAACACAAAAAAAUACCCUCAUGCCUGCAGCUGAUAAUGAAGCUUCUCAAAUGGUGUACCAUAAUGAUAAAACGAUAACAGUUCAACCAUUGCUGACAUAUGACAUUAUUACUCCAACAACUUCAACAAUAAAUACGACUGAGGAAAUGAUGAAUGGUUCUCAAAUAGAGAUACAAACUGAUAAUAAAUCUAACGAUUCAAUAGUUCCAAAAAUGGUAACAAAUGGAUCAACAAGUUCAAGUACUUCAAUGGAUUCACUAUCUACAACAAAAUCUCAUGCUACAUUACCAUCAUUACUAUUAAUGCAAGCAAAGGAUACAACUCUAAACAAUGUGGUACAUAAAACAUCACGAGUUGCUUCAAUAGAAACGAAUGAAAAUGCACCAACACUUCCUCUGGUAAAAAUUUAAAUGAUACAGUUGAACAACUGUUCUGUUGGUGCUCACAAAAAGCAGAGACUUGAAAGUACAUGUAUUUAGUUUUCAGUUAAAAACUUUAAAGUUUGUUUAAAAGUACACUGGUAAUACAGUUGUUUUGAUUUCUGCUGUUUCUGUUUUGGACAAAAUUUAAAUAGUAAAAACAAAUUAAGGCCAUUAGUUUUCUCUACUGAAUUAUUUCACAUUUUAUUAUCCUGUGCCCUUUAAUACUUUGUUAUGUGGUACAGGUUUAGCUCAAUAUUGGAGGCAAUACAGUGACCUGUAGUUGUUAAAAUCCUUGUUCUUUGGUCUUUUUUUUUGAUAUUUGUCUCUUUGGCAUUCUUUCCACUUCUCAUUUUUAUAAAAUUUGAAAUUGUUUUUACCAUUUGCAGGUUAUCUCAGAUUCCCAUGCUGUGCACAUUGAAAUCAUAUUAUAGUUAUAUUUUUGCAUAUUGUGGAUCAAUUCAAGUAAGAUAUGUGCAGACAAAUGCAAAUCAUAAAUAUAUUUUAUUUUAAAAUAACUUUUAAAACAAGAAUGUGUCCAUAGUACAUGGAUGCCCCACUCGCACUUUCAUUUUCUAUGUUCAGUGGAUCGUGAAAAUGGGGUCAAAACUCUAAUUUGGCAUUAAAAUUAGAAAGAUCAUAUCAUAGGGAACAUGUGUACUAAGUGUCAAGUUGAUUGGACUUCAACUUCAUCAAAAACUACCUUGACCAAAAACUUUAACCUAAAGUGGGACAGACGGACGAA